UUUUUUAAAACGCCGCAAAAGGUGAAAUUAAAAUCCCGCUCAAUCCCCUAAAAUAACUUUUGGUUGCCCGCUCGUUGCUUUCUCUUUUUCUCAACAGUUAACAGACUUCAAUUCAUUCACCAAAGUAUAGCACCUGACAGAAUCGUUUCCAAUUUUCCAUUUUUCAUUUUCUUCUAAAACAAAAAUCCCAUUGUUGCAAACUGGAAUUUUGUGGAAACUGAGUCUCUCUCUUUUCUUUUUCUCUUCUUUUGGCUCUGGAAUUUGAAAAACGAAAAAGAAAAAAACAGGAUGAGUACUGAAGCAGUUAAGAGAAGCACCACCGGAGCUCUAACGGUGAAACAACGGAAAAUCGAUGAAUUGAAGCCUUCUCCGGCGCUUACUGCAGAACCCAAGAAAGUUAUCAGCAAAAGUGCCGACAUGAAAGACGACAUGCAAAAAGAGGCUGUCAAUAUCGCCAUCUCCGCUUUCGAGAAGAACAAUGUAAAGAAAGAUGUAGCAGAGUACAUUAAGAAAGAAUUUGACAAGAAAUAUGGACCUACUUGGCACUGCAUUGUUGGUAGCAAUUUUGCAAUGACAAAAACAGGUCCCAACAAGACUCUGCUUCGUUCACUGGGUCAUCGCCAUUUUUCAGAUUUAACUGGAACAAAAGCCAAACGAAAGUAUGCUAACAAUGUCUCUGAGUACAACACUGUCCUCGCUUCUCUCAAUGCCAAACGAAGCAAAGGCAAUAGAAGAUAUGAUGUUAUUGAAUGUGAUCCACUAGUUCGCAAAGGAUUUGAGAAAACUGCUAAGCACAUGGUUAUUCCUUAUAUGUCGAUGUUACUGGCUCCACAAAACUGGACAGGGUAUGACCAAUGUGCUUAUUUGUUUUUACCAUCAUAUGUACUCAAACUGUUUUUACCAAGGUUUAGGUAAGAUCAAUCCUUGGUUGUUUAAUCUUGCUGUUUCGGGUUCGAAGAACUGUAUGAAAGAAAUCUGUUAAAUUGCUGCUAUUAAUGAGGUCCGGAAGUGAGAAAAUUGAUGUUUGAAAUAUCUUUGUAUGGUGGAUUGAAUGCUGCUGUAUAUUGUUGCUCAUUACCGAAUUAAUGCUGAAACUAAGCUAAUUAAAUGGUGGAUAAUUGGCUGUCGAUUAUAAUGGAAAUGACUAUUAAAUGUUUAAAAUUCAUUUUAUUUAAUUGAUGGAUGCUGUUGUUUAAAUGCUGCAAAUUAAAGUGUUUAAAUGCUGUAAAUUGAAGUGUUUAAAUGUUGUAAAUUGCAGUGUUUAAAUGUUGUAAAUUGAAGUGUUUAGUUGCUGGAAAUUGAGAUGUUUUAUUGCUGUAAUUGAGUUGUAUAAAUGUUGUUAAUUGAGAUGAUAAAGUGCUGCAAAUUGAAGUGUUUAAAUGCUAUAAAUUGAAGUGCUUAAAUGUUGUAAAUUGGCAUC
Molecule: messenger RNA, 1420 nt
Organism: Gossypium arboreum
Lineage: Eukaryota; Viridiplantae; Streptophyta; Magnoliopsida; Malvales; Malvaceae
Product: DNA-directed RNA polymerase 2, chloroplastic/mitochondrial-like
Exons: 7
Coding region: 289-915 (208 amino acids)
Biological process (GO): microtubule-based process
Cellular component (GO): dynein complex
Molecular function (GO): dynein light intermediate chain binding; dynein intermediate chain binding
Source: RefSeq, a predicted model, not a curated record